AUGUUAUGCUCCAGUGAACAGCAAUCACACACAGAUUGCGAGCACAAUCAUGACGAUGACUUAAAUUUGGAGUUUGAUGAAGAGGAAAAUAUUGAACCUUGUUUACUAAUGGACGAGGUGAACCAAUGUUCAAUUUCUAAUUGGUAUUAUUUAUAUGAUGGAAAAACAAAUCCACAAAUCACUCCGAAAAGAAUUACAAUAUUGACCAAAAUUAUCAAGUUGGAGGAUGAUUUUAUCGAGUACUUAAAACAAGACGGUGUCGUUUUGCCGGCAUCGGUUGAUACUAAAAAAGUGGUUCCUAAUUUUGAAAGCGAUAGCGAUGAAGAGCGAGAAAAGUAUGCCAAUAGUGAUGACGAAGAUGACGAGAAUAAGGUUCCCGAAUUUACAGCAUUGCAAUUGCAAAUAGCGGAUGCCUUAGACGAGUUUGAAGAAGUUUUUCCAAAGAUGAAUUGGAGUGCUCCAAAGGAUGCCAAUUGGAUGCUUUCUGAGUCAUCUUUAUUGAGAUGUAAAUCGAUUGAGGACGUAUUUCUAGUGCUCAAGAGUUCAUCAUUUGUUACGCACGAUAUUCAAAAAGCCUAUAAUAAUUGCAUGAAUUAUAAGCCUGAGAGCGAAAUUAAGCGGGUUUUAGCAUUAAGAAAAUGGUAUGACGUGAAUCCAUCUAUGGAGUUUAGAUGCUUUGUCAAGGAUAGAACUCUUAUUGGUAUUUCUCAGAGAGACAUUUCGAAUUUCUACAAAUUCCUUUUAGUCGACUUGGAAAACGUUACUGAAAAAUUAGUGACAUUCUGGGAAAAGUAUAUCAAGCACUCGUUCCCUCUCUCUCAGUAUACCGUUGAUUUAUACAUCAGCAGAACAGGUGCUGUGUUUAUUGUUGAUUUCAAUGUUUUUGGCCCUCCAACAAGCCCAUUACUAUUUAACUCUUUUAAAUCUGGACAUUUAUCUUCAGACUCUAAGGAAUUGGUUGUCAAGGUUGUUGAGAAUAACGAAGGAGUCAUGCGACCAAGCUUCAAAAUGUAUUCUGGUGUGCCUGAUGACUUCUUUUCUGUCGACAAUGCUCAAAAUUUACAAGAAUUUAUUGAAAAGCAACAAAAGCUUCAACGAAAUGAAAAAUAA
This is a messenger RNA of Naegleria lovaniensis, 1110 nucleotides long. RefSeq lists its product as uncharacterized. The transcript has 2 exons. The record is from RefSeq and is a predicted model, not a curated record. NCBI's taxonomy places the organism in Eukaryota, Heterolobosea, Eutetramitea, Acrasida, Naegleriidae. Bases 1 to 1110 code for a protein of 369 amino acids. Gene Ontology annotation, cellular component: cytoplasm.